This is a messenger RNA of Amaranthus tricolor (Joseph's coat), 2476 nucleotides long. Its product is annotated as phosphatidylinositol 4-kinase gamma 3-like. Gene Ontology annotation, molecular function: protein binding. The coding region runs from base 381 to 2162 and encodes 593 amino acids. Lineage: Eukaryota; Viridiplantae; Streptophyta; Magnoliopsida; Caryophyllales; Amaranthaceae. The transcript is spliced from 3 exons. The record is from RefSeq and is a predicted model, not a curated record.
AAUGAGAAUUCUAGAACAUCAAGAAAAGGGCGGAAACGCCGUUUAAUUAAACGUCGUCAGGAACACAGAGUGGGUCCACUCCUAUAAAUUACUCCCACAUCACCACCUUCUGUUCUUCACAGUUACUCCUACCUUCGUCUUCUUCAGUCCAUUUGCAUUUUCUUCGCAUUUCAUUUGUUCUCUCUCUAAAAAAAAGUGCCCAAAGAGAGAAAAAAUUCUUUUAAUCUUUAAAGAAAUCUUCAAAAUAAUGGAGGAUAAUUACUAAAGUUUUUUGAUGAUCUUCUUUUGACUUAAUUUUCUUUUCGAAGGUUUUGGCUUCGAGCUUUAUCUUGCUAUCAUCUUUCUCUUUGGUCAAAGGACUUUGAUCAAUUAAGUGUAGAAUGUCUUUGGUGAGUGUUGCUCUUAGUCCGGCUCGAAAGGAUUCCUUGACCAUGCCAAGCUUUCUAUCUAGUCAGGAUGCCCAUUUGGCCAAUGAAUCAAUCCUUAUAUACCUGACUGUGGGUGGAUUGGUUGAUCCAAUCCGUGUGUUGGAGACUGAUUCAGUUGCUUCCGUGAAGCUUAAAAUUCAAAAUCACAAAGGAUUUUUUGUGAAGAAUCAGAAGCUGGUUUUUGAUGGAAGAGCCCUGGAUCGAAAUGAUUCCUGUGUUAGGGACUAUGGGGUGGCUGAUGGGAAUGUCCUGCAUUUGGUCCUUUGUCUUUCAAAUGUUCAAGCUAUUAUUGUUAGGACUGUGUGUGGGGAAGAGUUUGAAUUUCACAUUGAGAGGAGCAGAAACGUGAAGUACUUGAAGCGGCAGAUUGCUGAGAAAGGCAAUGGUCUUUUCGAUCUCAAUGAGCAACAGUUGGUUUGUGAUGGUGAGGAGCUUCAGGAUCAGCAUCAAAUACAGGAGUAUUGUAAGAACAAUGAUGCUGUGAUUCACUUGCUAGCCAAAAAAUCUGCCAAAGUGAGAGCUAAACCUUUUGAGAAGCACUUUGAAGUUCUGAUUGUGGCUUCUGAUCCACAUGAGCAAGGAACUGAUGAAAUCAUCAGAGAUGGGUGCAAAAGGGGGAUGCAACCUCUUCGUCCUCUGGACGAACUAAAAAAGCAGUUUUGUAGAGAUAUAAUUUUAAAACAUCUGACUAUUAAUCCUAAGAUUGAGCUUCCUUUAGUGAUUAGGCAGUUGAUUAAUUCUACUUUUCGUGGGUUGGAUAAGGGAAACCACCCAGUUAGGUCUUCCGAGGGAUGUGGAGGAGCAUAUUUCAUGCUUGAUCGAGAUGGUCAAGAAUACAUCUCGGUUUUUAAACCUAAUGAUGAAGAGCCAAUGGCUUUAAACAACCCUAAAGGUCUACCUGCGUCCAAGGAUGGUGAGGGAUUGAAAAAGGGCACUCAAGCGGGUGGAGGGGCUCUUCGUGAAGUUGCAGCAUAUAUUUUGGAUCAUCCUAGGACUGGUGCUCGUUCUCUUUACCAUUCUGAGGUUGGAUUUGCUGGCAUUCCACCUACAGCUAUGGUAGAGUGUUUACAUGAGGGCUUCUAUCAUCCUGAUGGAUAUGAGGGUUCUCCUAAGAAUGUGAAGAUAGGUUCGCUUCAGAUGUAUAUGAAGAAUUCUGGGAGUUGUGAGGACAUGGGUCCUAGUGCUUUUCCCAUUGAAGAGGUGCACAAGAUCUCUGUUCUGGAUAUCAGACUAGCUAACACAGACAGGCAUGCUGGAAACAUUCUGGUAUCCCAUGAUCAUGAAGGACAAAUCGUGCUCAUUCCGAUUGAUCAUGGGUAUUGUUUGCCUACGAAGUUUGAGGAUUGUACAUUUGACUGGCUCUACUGGCCUCAAGCACAUCAGCAAUACUCCCCUGAAACCAUGAAGUACAUAGAAUCCCUUGACGCUGAAGAAGAUAUCAAGUUGCUGAAACUUCAUGGAUGGGACAUGCCACCUGAGUGUGCUCGACUUUUCCGAGUUUCCACCAUGCUCUUAAAGAAAGGUGCGGCAAGGGGGCUGACUCCAUUUACCAUCGGAAGCAUCAUGUGCAGGGAAACUCUGAAAAAGGAAUCUGUGAUCGAACAGAUCAUGCAAGAAGCCGAGAAAGCUUUUCUUCCAGGUUGGAGUGAAACUGCAUUUCUCGAGACUGUCUCCUCAAUCAUGGAUUGCAGACUUGAUGAGCUCUCUUCAGAAGCCGUAAUAGUAGAUAUGUGAAAUGACUAGAUUUAGACAACCUUAGAUAUAUAAUUGUAUGUCGCAAAUGAAACAUAAUCUUGGCUCUCUAUCCUAUAUUUCGAUGGCUGCGGAGUCUAUGUAACUGUGUAGGUUGCUGGAACUUGCAAAACUACGACCUUCUUGUUCCUUGUUCGUACUGUUAGGACCUUGGUCUCCUAAGGAACUCCAUCCUUUCUGGCUUGAGAUUUUCUAGUGGUUUAGGGACAAUGUGGAAUGUUGUGAAAUGCAAGUAUCAGUGAAAUCAAUAAUGUUGUGGUUUAAUACAAUAUAUUUGCAAUUUGCAAAAUAGACAG